This is a messenger RNA of Cooperia oncophora, 279 nucleotides long. The record is from the annotation of a GenBank genome assembly. NCBI's taxonomy places the organism in Eukaryota, Metazoa, Nematoda, Chromadorea, Rhabditida, Trichostrongylidae.
AUGGUUAGCGAGGGUCAGGAGCUUGUAGUCAUGGAGGCAAUGAAGAUGCGAAACAGCUUACAUGCAGGCAAAACGGGAGAGGUGAAAACCGUUAAAGUAAAGGUUGGUGACACUGUCGACGAGGCUCAACUACAACUUCCAAUCGGUUACACUACAUAUGACGUCCGUAUUGGUGGAGUACAUGUGGCAAUGCUAGCAGCAUUCUACUCUUGUCCUGGUGACGCGAUCUUCAUCGGUGUUGUACUUGAAGUCGCUAGUGAGCGUCAGCACAUGACCUAG